UUCCGAUCGGCAACGCGAAAAGACGUGCGCGCGGAGCGAAAAAAGCGGCUGGGCACCGCGCCGGAAUCAAAAACACAGAAAACAAGCAAUCAAAUCGCAACUGCCACCGGCGUCAAUUGUUUAAUUGAAUAAUAAGGUGAAUAGAGUGCUGGCGAUCGCGCUGAAUCGGAUAAUAAAGCGUUCCUACUCGUCCAAUGAGCCAAUCAAUCAAAUUGAUUUCGUUUUAAAGUGUUCUGCUUAAAUACGCAUUUUUGUUGUUUUUGUUGGAAGUGCAUGCCAAGAUCGCGCAGUGUGCGUGUGCGUGUGCGUGUGCGUGCGCCUGUGCUUGUGUGGGUGAGGAAGUUGUAGUUUAAUGUUGGUUAGCUUCAAUUGUCGAGCAGCAGAAAGGAGAGGAAUAAAUAAUACAGCAGCGGCAUCGGCAUCGGCAGCGGCAGCGGCAGCGACGCUGAUUGAUGUCACACACACACACAGCGAGGGAAAUAAAUAAAUAAAGUAAGUAGCGGGCAAUUGGAUUUGCAUGGCGAAGAGGAAGAGCGGCUGCGAGUUUAUCAAUGAAAGUGAACUGUGGGAGUUGCUCGCCUUCCAGGAGUGCGUGUGUGUGUGCGAGAGGCAGUGGCGCAGCGCGGGGGCUAACGGACCGCUUCCAAGGAAUAGCUGCAAGGGUGCCGGAAUUGUCACUUCUACGCAGGCCAAGGAAUGCGUUUCCAUCGUGGAAGUGGUAAUUAAUUAAUAUAAAAUACGCGAAGGGGGCUCCAGGGGCCAACGGACCCCUUCCAAGGAACAGCUGGAAAGGCAUCGGAAUUACCACUUCUUUUUAAGCAGUUAUCACCUUGACGGGGUUUAUCAAUUUUGCCAGCACACAGAGAUGUUAUCUUGGAGAACCGUUUAGAGGAGAGCUUGUGAAAAUUUUCCAAUACAACAGAUCUCCCAAACGCUCCUGCUCAGCGGAAACGGAAGUGACGCCCCGGGGGAGGAAGAGGAAGCGCCCGAGGCGGCAGGACAAACGGCUGAAUAAUGCAAAUUAAAACACAAUAAAAUGUAAAACACCAAAUGACAGCCGAGCGAAAGGAGCAAGAAAAUAGCGAACUCGAAAGCAAAUCGUCUGACAUGCCAAAAAAAAAUGCGAGUGGCGGCAACUUUUCCACUGAAUUGAUUUGAAUUCAGUCAGUACGCGGGCAUACGGAGCGUAUGCGCGAUAUACGUAUACGCGAUAUUCUAGGGUGUAGGGCACACCGGGAGGGGCUGCGGAAAAUUUGCAUAACUUUGCUGGCGUGGCAUAAACAUCAGAGAACAAAUUGCAAGUAACAAAAGGGAAGCAGCGGUCAUAAAAACGGCGCCAGCCUCGUAAAAAUACGUAAAAACUGCACCCACCCCGCGCAGCCAAAAAGCCCGAGCUGAAAUUAAUUUAUGCAGCAAAUCAAAUGCGAAUAGGGAGAAAAAUAUAAAAAAAAAACGGGGGCCGUAACAAUUAAGAGGGGAAGAGCUAGGAAAAGCUGGGAGAAGCUGGGAAAAGCCUGGAAAAGCUGGGAAAAGUGCAGCCAAAAUUGAGAAAAAAUCAGAAAAAUAGAGGGUUUGCCAGGGUUGCUUAUAAAUGUACCAGGACAGCGGCUGCAGCAGCAGUAGCAGUCGACGCGGCAGCAGCAGUGCAGCAGCAACAACUACAGCAGCAACUGCAGCAGCAGCAGCAACAGCAGCAGCAGCAGCAGCAACAACCAGCAGCAGCGACGAGGAAACCCUCGAAACCCUGACCAUUAUAACGACCACCAUCACCGAGAGCGAUAUCCAUGCGACGACCACUACCACGACAGUUAUAGCCAGCGGCACGGCGACCACGGCGGCAACAGCAACACUAGCCACACUAGCAACACUUGCCACCAGCAACGCCGGCAACGCCAGCGACAUCGAGGACAGCAGUCCCGUGGAGAGCGAGGAGUCCGCCGAGUGUGAGUACAUCGAGAUCGAUUGCCAGACGACCGUCCAGGAGGGAACCUCGCCGAGCAGCAGCACCACCACCAGCAGCAGCGGCAAUGCGGCCUUGCUGCAGCAGCAACCGCAACAGCAGCAGCAUCAACAACAGCAGCAGCAGCAGCAGCAGCAACAGUUGCAACUGCAGCUGCAGCAGGCGGACGUGCGAUUGUUGCGCAAAAUCGGCUAUAUUGCAUCGCGUGUGCGCUGUUUGGCCAAGUUCUACGGCGAUUUCCGGCUGGUGAAUCCCUACAGUGCCCGCCGGCAGAGGCGCCAGCUGCAGGAGAUCCUGCUGCGGCACUCGAUCUUUGAUCCUGGCAAGGAGCACCAGCGAGCCAUUGUCCUGGCAGCGGCCACGGCGGCCAUUGUGGAUUGCGCCUGUGGCAGCAGCAGCAUUAGUUUAGAGGCGGUCAGCAGCCGGAGUCGCAGCAGUGAGCUGGAGGAGGAUCACCAGGAGCAGCGGGAGCACACAGAGCAGGAGGAUCAGGAGGAAGAGGAGAGGGAGGAGCUAGAGGAGGAGCAGGAUCAGCAGGAGGAUCACCCCGAAAGGCAAGAGAAGCCAGAGGAGGAGCCCCCGCCGGCGAUUGCCGUGACCACCACCACCACCACCACGGCCACCGUGCGCCGGAAGUCGUCGAGCAGCUCGACCAUCAGCGGCACGGCCACCGUUUCCGGUUCCGUUUCGGUCUCCGCCUCCGCCUCGCAGUCCUUUUGCUCCAACAACAUCAAUCUGCUCGAGGAGCUGCUCAUCCAGUUCUACGAGGAGCAGGAUCACCGCAGCAAUCUCACGGUGGUCAGGCAGCAGCAGCAACAGCAGCAGCAGCAGCAGCAGCAGCAGAGGAUCACCCACAACAACAACAACAACUGCAACAGCAUACAGAACAACAACAAUAUGUCGAAUUCGGCCGGAGCCACUGCAGCGGCGGCAAGCGGAGCAGCUGUAGAGCAGCCAGCCACUUCGAGCGGUACCACCACCCACUUGCAACCCACCGCCCUGCCCGACGGCAGCGAUAACCGCGACAAUCCCCGUCGCCGGCGGGCCAGCGACUGCUCGGCGGUCCAGGCUGCCCUCCAGAAUCAGCUGCACUGCAUCACGCUGAAGAACAACAACUGCGGCAAGGCACUGCCAUUCCAUCGUGGCAGUUGCGGCGCCGCCGGCGAGCACCUUCUGGCUGCCAAUUCGAUUGCCAACCGGGCCACCAUUAUCCUGAGCAAAUCCUGCAGCAAUGUGGACGGCGAUGUGGCCACCACGGCGGCGUCGGCGGGGCUAACGGCCGCCGGCAUAGGGGGUAGUAUUAAAAUGCGGGCCAGUGCCACGGACAUCGAGUCGGCGAACAUGACGCUGAACGGAGCGGCCCGGGACGCCAUUGUGGCCGCCUCGAAUAAUGGGAACAACGGGAAUAAUGGCAACAACGGCAACAACGAGUACAGCAUCCUGCAGCUGAACAACACGAUCAUCCAGUGCCACUUCAACGACGACGACUUCCGCGCCCUCGUCAAGGACCUCAAGCGCAAGGUCGAGUACACGGAGCGCAUGAACUGGCUAUGUCUCUCCAAGCGACCGCUGGGCCCGCCGCAUCGUAAAAGCAGUCUACCAAAGCAUCAGGAGGUGAAGCGCCGCUUCCUGGAAAUUUGUGAUACAACCUUCUCGGAGGAGGUGAGGGCCGCCCUGCGCCUGCCGGCCUUCGACUCCUACGAGUGGAGCGACGCCGACGUCAUCCACCUCAUGCAGACCAUGUUCGUCGAGCUGGGCUUCAUCGAGAAGUUCAGCAUCCCGGUGGACACGCUGCGCGAGUGGCUCUACGAGGUCUACAAGCACUACAACGAGGUGCCCUUCCACAACUUUCGGCACUGCUUCUGCGUUGCCCAAAUGAUGUAUGCCAUAACGCGCCAGGCGAAUCUGCUGAGCCGCCUGGGCGACCUGGAGUGUCUGAUCCUGCUGGUGUCCUGCAUCUGCCACGACCUCGACCACCCUGGCUACAACAAUAUCUACCAGAUCAAUGCCCGCACCGAGCUGGCCCUCAGAUACAAUGACAUCUCACCGCUGGAGAACCACCAUUGUUCGAUAGCGUUCCGCCUGCUGGAGCAUCCCGAGUGCAAUAUAUUCAAGAACUUCAGCCGCGACACCUUCAACAACAUACGCGAGGGCAUCAUCCGGUGCAUCUUGGCCACGGACAUGGCCCGUCACAAUGAGAUCCUCACCCAGUUUAUGGAGAUAACGCCCGUUUUCGACUACAGCAACCGUGCGCACAUCAAUCUGCUCUGCAUGAUCCUGAUCAAGGUGGCGGACAUCUCGAACGAGGCGCGACCCAUGGACGUGGCCGAGCCCUGGCUGGACCGCCUGCUGCAGGAGUUCUUCGCCCAGAGUGCCGCCGAGAAGUCCGAGGGCUUGCCGGUGACGCCCUUCAUGGACCCGGACAAGGUCAGCAAGCCGGGCUCGCAGGUCCGCUUCAUCGGCCUCGUCCUCCUGCCCCUCUUCGAGGCGCUCGGCGAACUGGUGCCGGAGCUCACCGACCUCAUCAUCAUACCCGUGCGCAUCGCCCUGGAGUACUACAGGCGCCUAAACGAUGCCCAGACAAAAACGCGCAAAUCGGUGGCGGACAGCAACACGUCGGCGACCUCGGACAGCAACAGCGGCACCAUCGACUCCAAUGCGGCGAUGGUGAGCACCCCGGGCGCGGCCAGCGAUAAGCUGAGCCUGGACAAGGCCCAGGGCAACUCGCAGGGCUCCGGCGGCGGAGGAGGAGGCGGUGGCGGCGGAGCAGGCGGCACCGGAUCCGGCGGCGGUGGUGGUGGCAAUAAUGCCGCCGGAAGCGUCUCGCCACAAAUGCCCCGUUCCGGUUCCGGGAUCAGUGUGAAGUCGCGUCGCAGCAUUCCCUCGCAGAAGUCCGCCUCGAGGACGUCCGUGGAUGAGCCCGGCGGCAUGGCGGCGGAGCUGCACGAUCUGCCGGAGGGCAGCGAGAGCGGCGACUCGGAAACGGCCACCGAAGUGGAUGUGGCCGAGAAGACGUCCAAGUUCAAGGUGGACACGGAGGGCAGCAGCAACCGGAGCAAGUCCUCGCACUCGACCUCCCGCAAGUCGUCGCGCGAGAAGCGCCCCUCGAUGAUCGGCGAGCUGUGCAGCAGCGGCGGCGGCCAGCGGAUCCGGAACUCGUACGGCAACAUCCAUGGCUACCACAGCAAUCGCUGUCACUUCGGCAACAACCGGGCGGUCAGCCUGGAUCAGUACAGCAGUGCCGGGAACAACCGCCGCCUGUCGGACGGACUGCCGCAGGUGAUCUCGGACAGCAAUGUUUUCUACGGCCGGCACAACCGAAGCAGCAUGGAAAGCAGCGGCGCUGGCGGUGCAGUGGUUGCGGCUCCGCAGGACACCAAUGCCAAUACCAAUCAUCCGGGCGGAUGUCAGCUCAAGGAGCUGCUGGCCAGGACCGAGGCAGACUCAGAGGGCGAGGGCCAGGAGAAGAAGCCGCUGGCCGCCAUUCCGUCGGUGCCGUUGGUCACCUCAUCGAAUGGCAAUAUAUCGCCGCCCCUGGUGGUCACCGAGCAGAUCCUGCCCAGCAAUGGCAGUACACGGAGCAGUGCCAGUGGCUCUGGAGUGCCUGGCGGCUCGGCCGGCGGCGGCGGUGGUGGCGGCAGUGGCGCAGGACCCUCCACCGGUGGCGGCAGCUCCUGGAAAUCGAGACUGCGCCAGUUCUCCGAUUACUUUAGCUUCAGCUUCGAUAAGAGCAACAAGCGCUUUGGCAGCACACGGAGCAGCCCGUGUCCCGGCUCCAAUUCCAGUUCGGGCAGGGCCAACAAUAAUGCCAAUGGCCUGGGUGAAAAUCAGGAUGGGUCCGGAGGAGGAGGAGCAGCUACAAAGCCGGGCAUGUGCUGCACCAUCGGCCAGGGCAAGGGUGAGAUUGGAGGAACCGCAGGCGGCGGAGGCGGAGGAACCCUGACCACUGGUAAUGAUGCCCAUCAGCGGCAUCGCGCCUACAGCCUGGAUGUGCCCGGCAUGAUGCGAUACUCCUCCAACGACAGCAGUCGCCAUCCCAGCAGCAAUACGCUGCAGAGUGCGGGAGCAGGAGGAGGAGGAGGAGGAGGCACUGGCACCGCAGGAUUAGCUGGCGGAUUAGAGGUCACCGCCCAGCGAGUGCCGCCCAGCUUGAGUGUGGAGCUCGGCCUGGCCAGCGGAUCGUCGUCAGAGGCGGGCCCAAAGAUUUGACAACAGGGGAGCACCAGGGAGGAUGCAGCAGCAGCAGUAGUGGCCAAGGGCAGCUAUGGGGACGUCGAGGAGGAGGAGCCGGAGGAGGAGGAUGACGAUGUGGGCGACGAGGAGCAUCGUCAGCUGCACCACCAUCAGCAGCAGCAGCAACAGCCAGACGCCUCCUCCAGCUGCGAGGUGUCCUCCAUGUCGAUGACCGUGUGGUCGGCCAUUGGCCAGCGCUUGAACGCCCUCGUCUGUCAUUGCUGCGAGCGCAAAUUACCAGAACCGGAAAAUGUCUAAAUGGGUGGGGCUGGAUGGUAU
Molecule: messenger RNA, 6472 nt
Organism: Drosophila biarmipes
Lineage: Eukaryota; Metazoa; Arthropoda; Insecta; Diptera; Drosophilidae
Product: high affinity cGMP-specific 3',5'-cyclic phosphodiesterase 9A
Exons: 11
Coding region: 1592-6169 (1525 amino acids)
Biological process (GO): cGMP catabolic process
Molecular function (GO): 3',5'-cyclic-GMP phosphodiesterase activity
Source: RefSeq, a predicted model, not a curated record